UAGCUCGGCGCGUCUGCCAGUCGGGAGCCAGACGUCGACGGGGAAGGAUCGGGGGCUGCUUGGGACUCACUCGUAGCGCUCACCUCGCCCGUCCGGCCUCGGCCCGCACGCACACCGGCGCAGCCCAGCUGAUUUGACUUAAGCAGACAUGAGUGGCUGCCGUGUAUUCAUUGGGAGGCUGAACCCUGCUGCCAGGGAGAAAGAUGUGGAGAGAUUUUUCAAGGGCUAUGGCCGCAUCCGAGACAUUGAUCUGAAAAGGGGCUUUGGAUUUGUGGAGUUUGAAGAUCCAAGGGAUGCAGAUGAUGCAGUCUAUGAACUGGAUGGAAAGGAGCUCUGUAGCGAGAGGGUUACAAUUGAACAUGCACGGGCCCGUUCCAGAGGUAGAGGCAGAGGGCGAUACUCUGACCGUUUUAGUAGCCGCCGUCCACGUAGUGACAGGAGAAAUGCUCCCCCUGUUCGAACAGAAAAUCGUCUCAUAGUAGAAAAUCUAUCUUCCCGAGUCAGCUGGCAGGAUCUCAAAGACUUCAUGAGACAAGCUGGGGAAGUAACCUUUGCAGAUGCACAUAGACCUAAGCUAAAUGAAGGGGUGGUUGAGUUUGCCUCUUACAGUGAUUUAAAAAAUGCUAUUGAAAAGCUCUCUGGCAAAGAAAUCAAUGGAAGAAAAAUUAAACUAAUUGAAGGCAGCAAAAGACACAGUAGGUCCAGAAGCCGGUCUCGUUCCCGUAGCAGAAGUUCAUCUAGAUCUCGUAGCCGGUCUCGCUCCCGAAGCCGCAAAUCCUACACCAGGUCAAGGAGUAGGAGCCGUAGCAAGUCUCGUUCAGUUAGUAGAUCUCCUAUGCCAGAAAAGAGCCAGAAACGUAGCUCUUCAAGUAGAUCUAAAUCUCCAGCAUCUGACCGGCAGAGGUCUCGGUCAAGGUCCAGAUCUGUUGACAGUGGCAAUUGAACUAUAACUUGCUAGGGGGGCCCUUUUUUUAAACCAUACUUGCUAAAACUUGUGGUAAGUAUGUGAUUUUUCUGUGGGGAGGGGUUUGGAUUGGGUGGGUGGGGCUGGACAACUUUGUAGAUGUGGACCACAAUGGAGGGGUUACUGAACUAAUUGUAUUAAAUGUCUUUUGAUAAUCCCUUUUGCUCACAUUUUUGUGAAUGUCUGAAGUGUAUAGUUUUGUGUAUAUUGACAGAGCUCUUUAUAACUAAAGCAAACAAUUUAAUUUUUUUGUACCUUCAAAAAAAAAAAAAUUGGAACACUUCAAUUCCCAGUGUAUUGAACUGUGAAUAGUAAUUCAGGAUAGUUAGUUUUAAUGGAUCAAAUUUAAACUGAUGGCAUUGGACAGCUAAGAGCUCUCCCCCUGCUGUAUAUAAAGCUUUAUUUUAGAUUUUUUUUUUUGUGUGCUUCUGACAACUUUCGGUUAUGGGUCAGCAAAACAAAAGCUGGUUAACGUUACCAAUAAACAUUAUUUUUUGAAGACUUACUCUGUUCCUUUAAAACACUUUGCACUAUAAAAACAGAACAUACACCCCGAAUGAAGAAGUGACACGAUGUCAAGUGCUUAACACUCCUGCUCGUAGUGGUUCUAUAAAUAUCUGCUCUUCCUGUUCAAGAAAUAAAAAGCAGUCUAAAGGCACCA
Molecule: messenger RNA, 1625 nt
Organism: Gavialis gangeticus (Gharial)
Lineage: Eukaryota; Metazoa; Chordata; Crocodylia; Gavialidae
Gene: SRSF5
Product: serine and arginine rich splicing factor 5
Exons: 8
Coding region: 149-943 (264 amino acids)
Cellular component (GO): ribonucleoprotein complex; cytoplasm; nucleus
Molecular function (GO): mRNA binding
Source: RefSeq, a predicted model, not a curated record